AUGGAAAACUCGAGUAUUUCACCCGUAGUGAAUGCGCAAAUAGAAUCUGAGCUGGCAAUCAAUUAUCUGAAGUCGAAUAAUUAUGAAAUGGCAAUUAUUUCACACAACAAGGCAAAACGGGGAUUUGAAUUGGCUGCGAAUCAAUCGAGCGAUAACAAGCUAUCAAAGCAGUUGAGGAGUUUGUCUGUGCAGCAUAAGUUGCAGGCGGAAUCGUUGGAGAUUAGGCAGCAGCGGCAGCCACUGCCAGAGCCAGAACAAGAGCCAUUACCAGAGCCAUCACAACAGGAAAUAAGCAGCGUCUACGAUGAUCGAUUUAACAAAUACUUUGAUAACAUUGAGGGUCUAAUACGUGAUAUGAGCAAUCCAGUAGCAUUUGCGUCUGCUCCUUUGGACGGGGAGUACAGCACUACCAACGACUUGGCGGGUUCAUAUGAAUUGCUCGAUGACACUGACAAGCCCUCGUUUAUACAAACAGCAACAAACUUGCUGAGUAAUUUCAAAUCUUAUUCUCUAAAUUUCACGCCAUUCGCUCAAUCGCCUCAAUCUCCACAAUUCUCAUCUGAGACACGUGGUACACGUGAUACUCUAGACAACGCCAGUAACGUCAUUAAGCAGCUAAUGGAUGAGAAUGCAGUUCUGAAAAACAAAGUGGCUGAUUUUGAAAGGCGGGAUAGAAUGCAUGACGCUAUAAAAGGCAGUAUCAUCAAAUUCGGUUCAGAGUAUAAAGCACACAGGCGUGAUAUGGCUAGUUUGGAGUUGAGCAGGAUGGAUAGGAGUGUUGCAGCCAGCAACAGCAACAGCAACGGUAACACCGCCACGCACGCGUUGUUGAAGAGAAUACGCCAGCUUGAAUUGGAGCUGUCUGCAAAAGAGCGCCAACUGGUUAAGAAAGACAAGGAGAUGACCAAGCGCGAUAAGAGACGGGAGUUUCCGAGGAGAAGGGAAAGUGAGCGGGGAUUGGGUAGUGGUGGCAGUGGCAGUGGCAGUGGUAGUGAUCCAGACGUAGAUUAA
Molecule: messenger RNA, 1011 nt
Organism: Wallemia ichthyophaga EXF-994
Lineage: Eukaryota; Fungi; Basidiomycota; Wallemiomycetes; Wallemiales; Wallemiaceae
Exons: 4
Coding region: 1-1011 (336 amino acids)
Source: RefSeq, a predicted model, not a curated record